AUAAUCCGGCCUUAAAUCCGUACCCGAUCCAUAGGCUUCACAGGAGUCAGGACUCGGAAAAGAAGAAAGGAGGAUUUUCCUAAACAAUAUUGCGUUGUAUCACUCAAGAUUUUGCGAAUUGCUAUUAACGAUAAAUGAUUCUUCAAGAAAUGCAGAAAGCUAUAGGUGCUUACAGGGAAGUGCUGAGGUUGGUGAGACGACUACCGAAGGACUCGAGGCCUUACUACGCAAAAUACGCCAGAGAAAACUUCGUCAACUACAGAGAAAUCGACUCAAAUGAUCCAAAUGCUCUCCAAGAACUCCUUCAACGAACUUACAACCAUUCCCUCUGGGUCCUCAAGAAGUAUUCGGUGGACCAAUCUGCGGCGGAUCGCUUGAAAAAUAUAUGCUCUCACUGAUGGUUCGUCUUGUCUACCAACUGUUUGUUACUAUUUCGCAAAGAGAUUUAUUCCUUUGUUGCUCUUUCUUUCUUCCUUGUACUUUGAAUUGGGAUAUUCUGCAAUAGACACUUAGUACAGUUUCUGAUA
Messenger RNA from Solanum dulcamara, 527 nucleotides. RefSeq names its product LYR motif-containing protein At3g19508. The record is from RefSeq and is a predicted model, not a curated record. The coding region runs from base 135 to 398 and encodes 87 amino acids. NCBI's taxonomy places the organism in Eukaryota, Viridiplantae, Streptophyta, Magnoliopsida, Solanales, Solanaceae. The transcript is spliced from 2 exons.